AUGGGGAGAAGUAUCUGCAUUCUCAUCACGGAUGGCAAGUCCCAGGAUGAUGCUGAGGGGCCGGCAGCGAAACUGAAGAGCCAGGGCAUCAAGGUCUUUGCUGUGGGUAUUAAGAAUGCUGACCGCAAGGAGCUGAUCCGUGUGGCCUCGAUGCCUACGGAUGCCUUCUUCUUCUAUGUCGGUGAUUUCAAGCUGCUGGACACGCUGGUGCCACUGAUAACACGAAGGGUGUGCACGACUGUUGGGGGCACCCUCCAACAGCCCCUGUGCUACCCCACAGAUGGGCCAAGGCACACUGGCCCCUCCAACCUGGAGAUCCCAGAGCGGGCCCUGGACCAUCUGCAGAUCCGCUGGAGAGCAGCCAGCGGUCCCAUCACUGGCUACCGGGUGCAGUACGUGCCACUGACGGGGCUAGGGCAGCCCAUCAUGGCUGAGAGGCAGGAGGUGAGCGUGGGGCCACGGGAGACAAACACUGUGCUACGGGGACUGCGUGUUGGGACGGAGUACCUGGUCACUGUCACCGCCCAGUACGCCAACAGCAUCGGCGAGUCAGUGUCUGGCCGAGCACGAACCCAAAGCCGUGCUGGCUCCGUGCUGGAUUUUCGUGUGGUGGAGGCUGGACCGACCUUUCUGCGGCUGGCCUGGCAGCCUGGCCCCGAGCCCCUGCAGGGCUACAGCCUCAGCUAUGCUGUGCAAGGAGCACCUCAAAGAGAGGAGAAGAGCCUGACAGCCAGCGCACAGUCAGCCACACUCAGCGACCUGCAGCCCGAUACCGAGUACAUGGUGAUGCUCCAGCCCCGCUAUGCACAGCAGCCCGCUGUCCCUGCCACCCUCACCGCCCGGACACGGCACCUGGUGGGCGUGCAGCACUUGACUGUCCACAACGUCUCAGCACAGAGCAUGCUGCUGGCCUGGCAGUCUGUCAGUGGUGCGACCGGCUACCGCCUCUCCUGGGCAACCCUCACAGGGCAGGACAGGCACAGGGUGGACCUGGAUGCCGGGCAGAUAUCACAUGCACUGGUGGGGCUGCAGCCCAACACCGACUAUGUGGUGACAGUGGCCCCACUCUUCAGGCAGCUGGAGGGGCCCGCAGCCACUGUGCGGCAGAGGACAGAGGCAGGUUCAGUCCAGACGCUGCAGACCAACAUCCUGGGCCCCACCUCCAUCCAAGUGCUCUGGACCAGUGCCCGUGAUGCUCGUGGCUACCGUCUGGAGUGGAAGAGAGCCACAGGACCAGAGCCCCCCAGAACAGUGUCUCUCCCCAGCAGCACCAAUACUUACCAGCUGAUGGGGCUGAAGCCGGGCACCGAGUACCGCAUCACCCUCUACACGCUCUAUGAUGGUGGGGAGGUGGCCACCCCUGUCACCACCUUUCAGACAGGCGUGGAGGCACCCGUGGGUGCUGUGUCAGACCUGCGGCUGGUUGAGGAAUCGGGCAGGUGGGUACGCCUGAGCUGGACCGGUGUCCCCGGUGCCACCGAGUACAAAGUGGUGGUGCGCAACAACCAGGAUGGCACGGAGAGGACGAGGCGCAUCCCAGGCAGCCAGACAGGGCUGGAGCUUGGUGACCUCCGGGAGGGCGUCACCUACCUGGUGCGUGUCUCGGCACUGGCAGGCAGCCGGGAGGGCAACGCUGCCAUGCUUACCGUGCGCCUCAAGUAUCCAGAUGUGGGCAGCAUUUCGGAUCUGCGGGUGAUGGAGGCCGGUCCCAGCCAGCUGCGGGUCACCUGGCGAGGGCUGCCAGGUGCCGGGGGCUACCUGCUGACGUGGCAAGGCAGUGACGGUCUGAAGAAAUCCCGCUUCCUCCCUGCUGACCCCACCACCUUCACCAUCGAGGGGCUGCAUGCCAACAUUGUCUACACCAUCAGUGUCUCGGCCAUUGUGGAUGGCCGUGAGGGCAGCCCUGUCACUGCCACGGGACGGAUAGUGCCAGAGCAGGUGGGGAAGGUGACCCAGCUGGAGGUGCAGGCAUCCAGGAGCAAUGUUGCCCGUGUCACUUGGGUCGGUGUGCCGGGAGCCACUGCCUACCGUGUGGUGUGGAGCCGCAGGGACGGAGGUUUGGAGAAUAGUCGGCGAGUCCCUGGCCACACCAACUCCUUUGACAUCCCCAACCUGGAGGGAGGCGUCUCCUACACUGUGAAGGUGACGGCACUCAUUGGCAACCGGGAAGGCAACCCCGUCUCCGUUGUUGUCACCACCCCUGAGGCAGUUCCCCUACGCCCUGUCAGUGGCUUCCAGGUGACCGAGGCCUCAGAGCAUCGCCUGCUCCUGACCUGGCUGCCAGUGGCUGGCAGCACUGGGUACCGUCUGUUCUGGCGCCUGGCUGAAGGGGGGCCCCCGCAGAGCCAGCAGCUCCCAGCCAGCUCCAGCUCUUAUGCCCUGUCGGGACUGGAACCAGGCCGGCACUACCAUAUCAGCAUCACCAGCCUGGCAGGCAGCCAGGAGAGCGAGCCAGCCACCAUCACUGCCAUCACCACUGCCCCAAGCCACAUCACCAGCCUGCGGGUGACAGAGGUGCAGAGGGAUUCAGUGACUCUCACCUGGACCCCAGUCCCUGGUGCCUCUGGCUAUGUCCUCUCCUGGAGCCCUCCUGCAGCUGGUGGGGAGAAGGGGCGGACGCUGCCCAGCACUGCCAGCUCCCAGCAGGUCUCUGGGCUGCGCCUGGGCCAGCGCUACACCUUCACCCUCCGGCCACUGCUGGGGAGCGCGCCAGGUGCCGAGGUGUCCGUCAGUGAGCGCACAGUCUGCAGGGAUGCCCUCGGUGACGUGGUCUUUCUAGUACACGGCAUCCGCAACAGCUCCUCUGGUGCCAAUGCUGUCCGCACCCUCCUCUCCAACACCGUGUCUGCCCUGGGGCGCCUGGGCCCUGAGGGCACACAGGUGGCCCUGGCCACGUACAGCUCCCGCAGCCUACCCUGGCUGCUCCUGAACCGCUCCAGUGACCUGCGCACCGUGCUGGAGCAGAUCCGUGCCAUGCGCUAUGAGGAUCCCAGCGGCAACGCCAUCGGGGCAGCCAUCAGCUUUGCCAGGACCUACCUGCUGAGUCCUGGUGCAGGGCGCCGUCUCGGGGUGCCAGCAGUGCUGGUGAUUCUGGCUGACAGCCCCUCUGGGGAUGAUGCCAUCACUGUGGCCAGGGACGUCAAGGCUGGGGGGGUCCAGGUGCUGGCAGUGGGCAUGGAGGGGGCAGACCGGGAGCAGCUCCGGCGCAUGGUCACCAGUGAGGACCCACGGUACAUCUACCAUGGCAGAGACCUGGCAGAGCUGGAGGGAGAGCUCACCGAUGACCUCUGCACCAUCAUCUCCACCAGGGGCGAGAAGGGAGACCGCGGUGAAGCAGGUCGCCACGGGCUUCCUGGCUCUCCAGGACCACCAGGGCCACAGGGUCCACCAGGAGAGAGUGCCGAGGGUCCGGGCAAGAAGGGAGACAGGGGGAUGCGUGGGCCCAUGGGACUUACUGGCCCAAAGGGGGAGAAAGGUGAACCGGGAGAGCCCAGGGUGAUCACGGACGGAGUGCGGGGGCUGCCAGGCCAGAAGGGGGAGCCGGGUGUGCCGGGAGAAAAGGGUGACCGAGGAGAAAGGGGCCUGCCUGGGGACCCCGGGCCUCGGGGACCUGCUGGGCCCCCUGGCCUGAAGGGAGAGAAGGGUGAUGGCACAGAAGGUUUCCCAGGGCCACCUGGCCGCCCCGGGGACCCAGGAGACAGGGGUCCUCGGGGACCACCGGGGGAGCAGGGCAGGAAGGGAGACCGUGGGGCACCAGGCGAGCUGGGAGAGACUGGCGAGAAGGGAGACCGCGGUGUGCCGGGCCCAGAGGGUGAGAAGGGUGAGAUAGGAGCCCCAGGGCACCCAGGGCCAUCAGGCAGAGAGGGAGCUCCAGGACCGACUGGCCCCCGGGGGGAGAAGGGCGAUCCAGGACCACCUGGCAGACCAGCUCCCAGCGUGGCUGGUGUUGGAGAGAAGGGUGACAGAGGUUUCCCAGGACCAGAAGGUCCUCCUGGCCCCAAGGGUGAAGCAGGAGAUAAAGGUGCCAGUGGUCCCCCUGGCCUGAGCAUCCCAGGGCCAGCUGGCCCCAAAGGCGAGCAGGGCGAUCGGGGUACCGUUGGCCUCCCAGGCAGGAGUGGCCCAAAGGGUGACCCAGGAGAGCCCGGGGAGAAGGGGGAGCCGGGCCGAGCAGGCACCCCUGGGCAGAUCGGGCUGCGAGGCAAGGAGGGAGAGCGAGGAGAGAAAGGUGACGAAGGCACCCCGGGUGAAGCGGGUCUGCCUGGCAAGCCUGGAGACAGGGGUCCCCGGGGCCUUCCUGGCUACCGUGGCCCCCCCGGGGAGAAGGGUGACUUGGGGGACCCAGGACCUGAAGGCAGGAAUGGCAGCCCUGGAGCACCAGGGAGCAAGGGUGACCGUGGGGACCCAGGGCCUCCCGGACCCCCAGGACGAACUGUCGAUGUUGGGCUCGGAGGAGUGGGGGGAAAGGGUGAGAAGGGGGACCCUGGGGACCCAGGUGAGGACGGUGCCAAGGGUGCCCGGGGUGAUGCUGGCUCCCCUGGACUGCCUGGAGAGAGGGGUGUGGAGGGCCCCCGUGGCCCCCCUGGCACACGGGGUGACCCUGGGGACCGAGGCCUGCCGGGAGAGAAGGGGGACCGUGGCUCACCAGGGCUGGAUGGCCGCAAUGGGCUGGAAGGCAAAGCUGGGCCCCCAGGGCCUGCUGGGCUGCGGGGGGACCCAGGAAAGCCUGGAGAUCCUGGCCGGGAUGGGCUGCCUGGACUGCGUGGGGAGCAGGGACCACCUGGCCCCAUGGGUCCCCUGGGACCACCUGGCGUGCCUGGCAAAGCCGGUGAGGAUGGCAAACCUGGCCUGAAUGGCAAGAAUGGAGAAGAUGGGACACCAGGAGAGGAUGGGAGGAAGGGCUCCCCAGGCCUCCGUGGGGUGGCUGGACCAAAGGGGGACCCAGGGGAGCCUGGACUGCCAGGGGAGCCGAACAUUGAACGUGGCCUGGAAGGGCUUGGCAUCAAGGUAUUAUUUCCUGACUCUGGGCUCCACUUCUGCCCUGACUGGUGGCUCUCUUGUCUCUCCCAGGUUUCGUCCCUGAAGGAGCUCACGGGUGCCUAUGACGGGAGCUCGGACUCGUUUCCGCCGGCGGUUGAGCGGCUGCGGGGCCAGAAGGGCAGUCGGGGGGAUCCAGGAGAAAGGGGGCCCCCAGGCCGAGAGGGCUCCUUAGGCUUCCCUGGCGAGCGAGGACCCAAAGGUGACAAGGGAGACCCAGGUACCCCCGGCCCCCAGGGCCCCAUGGGCCGGGCCGUGGGUGAGCGGGGUCCCGAGGGCCCGCCUGGGCAGCCAGGGGAGCCUGGCAAGCCAGGCAUUCCUGGGGUGCCGGGCCGGGCUGGGGAGCUGGGGGAAUCCGGGAGGUCCGGAGAGAAGGGUGACCGAGGAGAGAAGGGCGACCGAGGUGAGCAGGGAAGAGAUGGCUUGCCUGGACCCCCAGGGCCUCCAGGGCCCAAGGUGGACGUGGUGGAGGGCAGCCUGAUGGGUCUCCCAGGUGAACGCGGCCCCAUCGGACCCAAAGGAGCCAAGGGUGAAGGUGGCUUGAGGGGUGAACGAGGAGAGCCUGGUGAGAAGGGCAGGGACGGCAACCCCGGCUUGCCAGGCUUUCCUGGCGUGCUGGGACGCCCGGGGGAGAGCGGGAAGCCAGGCGUGCCGGGCAGGGAUGGCGUGCCAGGGAAGGAUGGCGAGGCAGGAGUGCCUGGGAAGAUGGCCAUCGCUGGCCCCCCUGGAGCCAAGGGAGAGAAGGGUGAGCCGGCACUGCUGGAGGGUGUGCUGCUGGGAGAGCCCGGCUCCAAGGGUGACCGAGGCUUGCCAGGCCCCAAGGGUGAGAAGGGGGAGCCAGGAAAGCUUGGAGAGCCAGGAGAUCCUGGGGAAGACGGAGCCAAGGGAUCCUCUGGAGCCAAAGGGGAGAAGGGAUCAGUGGGUGUCGGUGCACGGGGACCACCAGGACAGGACGGGCCUCCAGGUUUGAAGGGUGACAUUGGCUUGCCAGGAUUACCAGGACCCCCAGGCUUAGCAGGCACUGCCGGGAUGCCAGGACAGCCAGGCCUGAGAGGGGACAAUGGACAGCCUGGCCCUCCAGGUCCUCCAGGAGAGAGGGGCUUGAUCGGCUUUCCGGGCAGGGAUGGUGCCGCUGGACCACCAGGACCUGUGGGGCCCCCAGGGCCGGCCGGCAUACAAGGGGCCCCUGGCCUGAAGGGUGACAAGGGUGCUCCAGGGGCUGGGCUGCCAGGAGCCAGAGGUGAACGUGGUGACCCAGGACCACGGGGUGAGGAUGGGCGCCCAGGGCCAGAAGGGGAUCGUGGGCCAGCAGGCGUGCCGGGGAACCGCGGGGAGCGUGGGGACAAGGGAGACCUCGGGGCCCCGGGACCCAAAGGAGACAAGGGCGACACUGUGGUGGUGGAGGGGCCGCCUGGAGCACGGGGCAGCAAGGGGGAGCCGGGAGAGCGUGGCCUGAAGGGCACAGAAGGGGACAAGGGGGACAAGGGGGAGCAAGGCAUGCUCGGAGAGAAGGGCACGAGGGGUGAACAAGGAGAGAAAGGCUCCAUGGGUUUCCCUGGGGCACGCGGCCCUAGCGGGCAGAAGGGAGAGGCUGGAGCACCAGGAGAGCCUGGGGAGCCGGGUCAGCCUGGCCGUGACGGGAUCCCCGGGGCCCGGGGGGAGAAAGGGGACAUGGGACCCCUGGGCAUGCGUGGCCUCAAGGGUGACCGGGGCAUGAAAGGUGCCUGUGGCCUCAACGGGGACAAAGGCGAGAAGGGAGAGCCAGGGAUCCCAGGGCGCUCAGGACUGCCAGGGAGGAAAGGAGAGCCGGGAGAGCUGGGUCUGUCAGGACCACCAGGCAUUCCUGGAAAAGAAGGGCUCAUGGGACCCAAGGGUGACCGGGGAUUUGAUGGGCAGCAGGGAGCCAAAGGAGACCAGGGAGAGAAAGGAGACCGGGGUGCCCCAGGUGUUAUGGGUGGCCCUGGUCCCCGGGGCAGUGACGGUGCUCCUGGCCCCCCUGGGCCCUCAGGGAGCGUCGGCCCUCGAGGUCCUGAGGGCAUGCAGGGCCAGAAGGGAGAGAGAGGCCCCCCUGGGCAGUCAGUGCCGGGUGCACGUGGCAUGCCUGGCAUCCCUGGCGAGAGAGGAGAGCAGGGCAGUCCUGGCACCCAUGGGCUCCGUGGGGAGAAGGGAGAGCCAGGCAUGACGGAGGAGGAGAUCCGUGCCUUCGUCAGGCAGGAGAUGAGCCAGCACUGUGCCUGUGGUGGCCACUUUCCACAGCACCAGGAUUCACGUGAGCACUCAGGAGGCUGGGGGGCUCAAGCCAGGAGCAGCUUCCACCCUGCCCAGGGAGUAGGAAGAAUCGUCCGCCAGGAGAAAGAGCAUGACCAAACAGGGUCCUUCUCCACUCAGCCAUUCCUUGCUGGCAGCAAUCACAUAGUCCCUGUGCUGAAGUUGUCACACGCUGAGGAAGAUGAGGGGCAGGACAGGCAGAUCGUGCUCAACAAUGACGACCUCACAUAUGACAGCAUGGAUGGAGAGGAGGAUGACUAUGAUGAGGUCCCAGAGAUGGACAGCUUGGAGCAGCCCACAGUGGAUGCUCUCUACUGA
Molecule: messenger RNA, 7620 nt
Organism: Lonchura striata (white-rumped munia)
Lineage: Eukaryota; Metazoa; Chordata; Aves; Passeriformes; Estrildidae
Source: RefSeq, a predicted model, not a curated record